UUCGUUGAGUCAUUUGUUAUUGUUAAGUUCAGUUUUUCAUCAAAUUCGUAAAUUUUUCAUUAAUUUUCACGUAAAAUGCCUCCAAAGAAGGAUAAUAAAGGCGGCGCUAAAGGAGGAAAAGCCGGCGGAAAGUCAGAUGAUGGAGAAAAAGCCGGCAAGGAGAAAAAAGGAGGAAAUGCUGUCAAAGUUCGUCACAUUUUGUGCGAAAAACAGGGAAAAAUCCUCGAAGCCAUGGAAAAACUGAAAGCAGGACAAAAAUUUCCCGAAGUUGCUGCGGCAUACAGCGAAGACAAAGCCCGUUCAGGCGGAGAUUUGGGUUGGCAAAUACGUGGCGCGAUGGUUGGACCCUUUCAAGAUGCAGCAUUCGCAUUGCCCAUUAGUACAGUAGCGAAUCCCGUUUAUACUGACCCUCCAAUAAAGACGAAAUUCGGUUAUCAUAUCAUCAUGGUUGAGGGAAAGAAAUAAAAAUUAAUUAUUUUUUUUUA
Molecule: messenger RNA, 485 nt
Organism: Culicoides brevitarsis
Lineage: Eukaryota; Metazoa; Arthropoda; Insecta; Diptera; Ceratopogonidae
Product: peptidyl-prolyl cis-trans isomerase NIMA-interacting 4
Exons: 2
Coding region: 76-465 (129 amino acids)
Biological process (GO): rRNA processing
Cellular component (GO): nucleus
Molecular function (GO): DNA binding; peptidyl-prolyl cis-trans isomerase activity
Source: RefSeq, a predicted model, not a curated record